GAAGGAGACAAGAUAGAAAAGAGAACAGCCUAGAAUCUAAGCCUUCUCCUAAUGUAAACUCUUGCACCAGGAUGGAAGGGGACUCUUACCACAAUGCAACCACCAUCAAUGGCACCCCCGUGAAUCACCAACCUUUGGAACGCCAUGGGUUGUGGGAAGUGAUCACCAUCGCAGCUGUGACGGCUGUGGUGAGCCUGAUCACCAUUGUGGGCAAUGUCUUAGUCAUGAUCUCCUUCAAAGUCAACAGCCAGCUGAAGACAGUUAACAACUAUUAUCUGCUCAGCUUAGCCUGUGCAGAUCUCAUCAUUGGGAUCUUCUCCAUGAACCUCUACACGACAUACAUCCUCAUGGGACGCUGGGCUCUCGGAAGUCUGGCUUGUGACCUUUGGCUUGCACUGGACUACGUGGCCAGCAAUGCUUCUGUCAUGAACCUUCUGGUGAUCAGUUUUGACCGUUACUUUUCUAUCACAAGACCACUGACGUAUCGGGCCAAGCGUACCCCAAAGAGGGCUGGCAUCAUGAUUGGCUUGGCAUGGCUGAUCUCCUUCAUCCUCUGGGCCCCAGCGAUCCUCUGCUGGCAGUACUUGGUUGGGGAGCGAACGGUACCACCAGAUGAGUGCCAGAUCCAGUUCCUGUCUGAGCCCACCAUCACUUUCGGCACGGCCAUUGCUGCCUUCUACAUCCCUGUUUCCGUCAUGACAAUCCUCUACUGCCGAAUCUACCGGGAAACAGAGAAGCGAACCAAGGACCUGGCUGACCUCCAGGGCUCUGACUCAGUGGCUGAAGUGGAGAAGAGCAAGCCAGCUCACAAGGUGCUGCUCAGGUCCUGCUUUAGCUGCCCUCGGCCCCCACUGGCCCAAAGGGAAAGGAACCAAGCCUCUUGGUCAUCCUCCCGCAGGAGCACUUCCACCCCUGGGAAGCCCUCCCAAGCCUCUGGCCCGAGCACUGAGUGGGCCAAAGCCGAGCAGCUAACCUCCUGUAGCAGCUACCCCUCCUCAGAAGACGAGGACAAGCCCACCACUGCCCCUGUCUUCCAAGUGGUCUACAAGAGCCAGGCCAAGGAAAGCCUGAGGGAAGAAUUCAGUGCUGAAGAGACCAAGGAAACUCUUGUGAAUGCUCAAACUGAAAAAAAUGACUAUGACACCCCCAAAUACUUCCUGUCUCCAGCUUCGGCUCAGCGACCCAAGAGUCAGAAAUGUGUGGCCUAUAAGUUCCGGUUGGUAGUAAAAGCUGAUGGGACCCCAGACACCAACAACGGAUGUCACAAGGUGAAAAUCAUGCCCUGCUCCUUCCCAGUGUCCAAGGACCCUUCAACCAAGGGCCUCGAUCCCAGCCUCAGCCAUCAGAUGACCAAACGAAAGAGGAUGGUCCUCGUCAAAGAGCGGAAAGCAGCCCAGACCUUGAGUGCCAUUCUCCUGGCUUUCAUUAUCACGUGGACCCCUUACAAUAUCAUGGUCCUGGUUUCCACCUUCUGUGACAAGUGUGUCCCAGUCUCUCUGUGGCACUUGGGCUACUGGUUGUGCUACGUCAAUAGCACUGUCAACCCCAUCUGCUAUGCCCUCUGCAACAGAACCUUCAGGAAGACCUUUAAGAUGCUGCUUCUCUGCCGAUGGAAAAAGAAAAAAGUGGAAGAGAAGUUGUACUGGCAGGGGAACAGCAAGCUCCCCUGAAGAGUAACAAUUCCCCUCAAAGAAUAAAGAGGUCUACUGCCUCUGAGGAGGAGCCAGCUGAUUCUGGUUAACUUUCCAAAAAGACAUCUAUCCUUUUGAGUCCCUGAGGACUUUGUAAAGGCUCCAGGUCUGUCACCAAAAGGAAGGUGUCACAGCUGCCACAAUCACUGCCGUAUUGAGUGAUCUUGUCUAUGACCAGUGUCACCUGAUGCCACUGGGGUUUGACACCAAAGUAAAGAGACAGAUUCAUGGCCCUUCGCAGGAGGAGGCAUGCUGGACACAACGAACAAAGACUGAGGGAGCUUCUGCUUAACCUUCUGUGGGGAAUGGUGGAGACCAGGUGGAAACCUGUCCAUUUUGUGCAAUAUGUGUCUAUGAAGAUGUCUCAUUUCAGUAAGAACCAGGAGAAUGUAAGUCAGUGCCACCUGUUAACAAGAGUGAUAUUCAACUGGCUUCUAAGACUCUCUUUCUUUAUAAACUGAUCAGUACUUAUUACGCAGCUACUAUGUGCUCUGUACAGUGGUAUGUUUUCCUGUCUUUGCAUCUGAAUGAAGCUCUUGCUCUUCCUUUUCACAACUGAUGCCAAUUCCUGGUCCCCACAGAACAACUCUUCCUCUCUGAAUCCUGGGUCUGGAAGGACAUUGAAAUCUGAACACACCCAGUCCUACAGAGGGGCCUCUAUUCUGCUAAUAAAGAUGAUCAGAUCUCC
Molecule: messenger RNA, 2379 nt
Organism: Phacochoerus africanus (Common warthog)
Lineage: Eukaryota; Metazoa; Chordata; Mammalia; Artiodactyla; Suidae
Gene: CHRM5
Product: cholinergic receptor muscarinic 5
Exons: 1
Coding region: 72-1670 (532 amino acids)
Biological process (GO): adenylate cyclase-inhibiting G protein-coupled acetylcholine receptor signaling pathway; gastric acid secretion; G protein-coupled receptor signaling pathway, coupled to cyclic nucleotide second messenger
Cellular component (GO): dendrite; synapse; plasma membrane
Molecular function (GO): G protein-coupled acetylcholine receptor activity; G protein-coupled serotonin receptor activity
Source: RefSeq, a predicted model, not a curated record